CAAGAUUCUAAGAAUGGACUUGUUCAAUGAAUAAGUUGUUGAUGUUGCGAAAUUUCUCAAUGACAGUGGAUCUCUAAAUCAGAAAUCCGCAGAUCACAGCAGAACUCACAACAUGGACACAGAGGAAAAUGCAAUUUCAUUAAAAACACUGAAAAAACAUGGAUGGGGAGAUUUAGAAUUACGGGGAUAUCAAUUAGAUGGAGUAAAUUGGUUAAUUGGUUGCUAUAACAACAACCAUGGUUGUAUUUUGGGAGAUGAAAUGGGACUAGGGAAGACAUGUCAGACUAUAGCUGUGCUGACUUAUCUUAAUAAAAAGCCAGUUACCUCCCCUAACCUAGUUGUAUGUCCAAGAGCUGUACUGGAGAACUGGCAAGUGGAAUUUAAAAGAUUUGCACCUAAGUUAAAGGUGGUUCCUCUGAUAGGAGCUAAAGAUGACAGGAAAACAUUCUGUGAUGAUAUUAAGAAGAAAAGUAAAAGUGGGGAAUACCCCUUUGAUGUUCUCAUUACUACUUAUGAGAUUUGUUUAAAAGACCACAGUUUUUUACAGUCAGUACCAUGGAAUAUAUUGGUAGUUGAUGAGGCUCAUAGGCUGAAAAACCAUGAAUCUUUACUCUAUAGAACACUAGAACAGUGGGAUAUAGGACAGAGUUUUCUACUAACUGGAACACCAGUACAGAACAACUUGAUGGAGCUGUACGCUUUACUCAGUUUUGUUGAUGAUAAAAAAUUCUCUCCAUCUCAACUGGAUCAUUUUGUUGCUAAAUUUUCUUCUGAAGACAAUAAAAAAUUAGAAGAAUUACAUGAUCUGUUAAAGCCGUAUUUAUUACGAAGAACUAAAGCUGGAGUUUUAAAAGAUCUGCCCAAUAAAUCAGAAGUCGUUUUAUAUCAUGGGUUAUCUCCCUUACAGAAGAAGUUAUAUAAAGCUUUAUUAACGAAAGAUUUAGAGGUAUUUGAGAAUUCCAAUCCUAACGCGAAAUCUACAAGUUUAAUGAAUAUUUUGAUGCAGUUAAGGAAAUGUGUCAAUCAUCCCUAUCUGUUUGAUGGUGUGGAACCAGAGCCAUUUGAACUGGGAGACCAUUUGAUUGAGUCUAGUGGAAAGCUAGUCUUGAUCGACAAAUUGUUAGGUCACAUGAAGAGGAAUGGUCAUAGAGUGUUGAUGUUUUCUCAGAUGACCCAUAUGUUAGAUAUUCUACAGGAUUUUCUUAGUUAUAAAGGCUAUACGUAUGAAAGAUUAGAUGGGUCUGUACGAGGGGAAGAGAGAUUUUUAUCAAUACAGAAAUUUAACCAGAGUGAUGAAACAUUCGUUUUUCUUCUUAGUACCAAAGCAGGUGGACAAGGUAUUAACCUAACGUCAGCUGAUACUGUAAUAUUUGUAGACAGUGAUUUCAAUCCACAGAAUGAUUUACAGGCUGCUGCUAGAGCUCAUAGAAUCGGUCAAAUGAAAGCUGUAAAGAUUAUAAGAUUAAUUGGCAGACAUAGUGUAGAGGAAAUUAUUUUAAAACGAGCAGAAGAUAAACUCAAAUUAACAGAGAAAGUUAUAGAGAGUGGACAGUUUGCUCUCGGAAACCAACGUUUAUUUGCUUCUAACAGAUCAGAGCUACAAGAUGUAUUAAAAUUUGGGGCUGAGAAACUAUUUAAUGAAGAUAAUGAUGAUGAUAAUGAAGAUGAUUUUAAGAAGAUUCUGGGACCAACAGUUGAUGGACAAUGGACUCUGAAUGAAGAAGAUGAUGAUGAUGAGAAGAUAGAGUCUAUAAGUGAUGAUAAUAAUAUAGCACCACAGAGUAUGUACAUGUUUGAAGGGACUGAUUAUUCUAAUGAACCAUCAGCAGAAGAUAAAAAAACUUUUGAUGCCUUGAUAGAAGCUGAACGUAAAAUUCUAGAAAAUAAAAUGACUGGUGAACGAGCCACGAGAAAAAAAAAUUCCACGUUGAUUACAGCUCUACCAGAAUUUACACGGAAACCAAGAAAACAAUUAACUCCAGAACAAUUGGAGGAGAGGAGGAAAAAGAGGAAAGAGGCAGCUGAAAAAAGAGCUAAACAGGCUGAAGAACAAGAAAUAAAAAGAGCUCAAGAAUUAAGGAAAAUCAAGUAA
Molecule: messenger RNA, 2092 nt
Organism: Lottia gigantea (owl limpet)
Lineage: Eukaryota; Metazoa; Mollusca; Gastropoda; Lottiidae
Exons: 16
Coding region: 113-2092 (659 amino acids)
Biological process (GO): chromatin remodeling; DNA repair
Molecular function (GO): DNA helicase activity; ATP binding; ATP-dependent chromatin remodeler activity
Source: RefSeq, a predicted model, not a curated record